AUGGGCUCUACUCUCUGGGAUCUCAUCACCAGGUACUCCUCUCUCUACAAAUUGCUGCGUAUAACAGCAAUUUGUCAACGUGCUGUUGCUCGCAUGAGGAGGAAACCAGGUGAAAUGCUCGUGGAUUCACUCAGUCCUGAUGGCAUCGAGGCAGCUAGGCUGUACUGGGUCAGAGCUACUCAGGCUCAUUAUCUGCAGUCAGAGUGCAGCAUGAUCUAUCGUGAGAGUAAACAACAAGCGAUCAUCCCUACAGAUUCCGAGCUGGCUGAACUUCUCAUUAGGGACUCUCAUCAGCGAACGUUGCAUGGUGGAACUCAACUCACGUUGACGCAUCUCAGGAAGUUUUACUGGAUUAUUGGAGGAAGAGCGCCAGUAAGAUCCUUCAUUCUCAAGUGCGUGGAAUGUGCCUGCCAACGUGGAGUACGUGCUCAACAACUGAUGGGGCAGCUUCCACCGGUACGUCUGUCUUCAGGACGUGCCUUCUCUAACACUGGUGUCGAUUACGCUGGACCAGUGUCCAUCAAGACGUGGAAGGGGCGUGGUCAUAAAACCCAAAAGGAUUGGUUAGUGAUCUUCAUUUGCAUGGCCACGUCAGCACUUUAUCUGGAAGCUGCCACCGAUUACUCUGCUGAUGGGUUCAUCGCUGCCUAUCAGAGAUUCGUGAAUCGUCGAGGUCGUUGCAGGAACCUCUUCAGUGAUUGUGGAACGAAUUUCGUUGGUGCAGACAAGGAGCUGAAGAGGUUGUUCUCCGCUGGAUCAAAGGAGUUCCAACAUCUCACAGCAGUUUGUCUGCAAGACGGUACGCGGUGGUCUUUCAAUCCACCUGGAGCCCCUCGAUUUGGAGGAAAAUGGGAAACAGCGGUAAAAUCAGUGAAGUAUCAUCUCUCUCGAACGAUUCGGAAUACUACACUGACGUUCGAGGAACUCUCUACGCUGCUUACCCAGAUUGAAGCUGUGCUCAACUCCAGACCUCUACAGGCUCUCUCUGAGGACCCCGACGACGUGUUGUGUCUCACUCCGGGGCAUUUUUUGAUUGGAGAAGCUCUAAUAGCUCUACCGAAACCUUCACUGGAUCAUCUCAACAUUGGACGGCUCUCUAGAUGGCAGCUUAUCCAGCAGUUGCGGGAGUGCUUCUGGAAGCAGUGGUCUACAGGAUAUCUGCAGCAGCUGCAGUCCAUCUCCAAGUGA
This is a messenger RNA of Diachasma alloeum, 1188 nucleotides long. RefSeq lists its product as uncharacterized. NCBI's taxonomy places the organism in Eukaryota, Metazoa, Arthropoda, Insecta, Hymenoptera, Braconidae. The transcript has 2 exons. Gene Ontology annotation, molecular function: nucleic acid binding. Gene Ontology annotation, biological process: DNA integration. The record is from RefSeq and is a predicted model, not a curated record. Bases 1 to 1188 code for a protein of 395 amino acids.